AAGAGAUGUCAUAUUGCUAUAACAUCCAGGAAAUAUUUGCACGGAUAUUUUUAUAAAAAGAUUAUUAUUUUUACUAUAAGUUUAUCAAUUGUUUUUCUAAUUUGUAAUUCUUGCUCUGUACAUUUCCAAAAAAAUGCUGCGCAGCAGAAGUUGGUUUGGGACUAACUGGAAUCGUCCAAAAAACCGUCUGUCCUUAGAUCACCUAAAAUAUUUGUAUAGCGUUUUAGAAAGAAAUGCAAUGGUUUCUGAAAACAAUCGUGGUCUACUUGUGGAAUCUUUAAGAUGUAUAGCCGAAAUAUUAAUUUGGGGAGAUCAACAUGAUUCCUCUGUAUUUGAUUUUUUCUUAGAGAAAAAUAUGCUCUCAUAUUUUUUACACAUAAUGAGGCAAAAAAAUGGUGGGUCAAGCUUUGUUUGCGUUCAAUUAUUGCAAACCUUAAACAUACUUUUUGAAAAUAUAAGGAACGAGACAUCACUAUAUUAUUUGCUUAGUAAUAAUCAUGUAAAUUCCAUAAUUGUUCAUAAGUUUGAUUUCUCUGACGAAGACGUGAUGGGUUAUUACAUACUUUUUUUGAAAACUUUAAGCUUGAAACUAAAUAUUCAUACGAUACACUUCUUUUUCAAUGAGCACACAAAUGAUUUUCCGUUAUAUACCGAAGCUAUCAAAUUUUUUAAUCACCCCGAAUCAAUGGUCAGAAUAGCCGUAAGAACAAUCACUCUUAAUGUGUAUAGAAUACAAAAUACGAGUAUGCUCCAGUUUAUAAGAGACAAAACUGCUGCUCCUUAUUUUAGUAACUUAGUUUGGUUUAUUGGAAAACAUAUCGUAGAAUUAGAUUGUUGUGUAAAAAACAUUGGCGAUCAACAAAUGCAACGGAAACUGUCAAAUUUGGUUGCGGAGCAUUUGGAUCACUUACAUUAUCUAAACGAUAUUCUUCAUUUAGAAAUUACCGAUUUAAAUGCUGUUUUAACAGCUCACUUAUUACAUAAGUUAUUCGUCCCACUUUAUAUAUUUUCUCUGACGCCUGCGGUAGACAAGUCAAUCGCAGAAGUUACAAAAAAUUUAGCAACAAUUCUUAAAAAGGAAGUUAAUAUUGAUGCCCAAGAAGCUGAAAAUCCCAGAAUAUCUCCUGUAGUUUCAAUUUAUUUGUUAUCAUUGGUAUUUUUAGUAAUAACCCACGCCCCAUUGGUACAUUCAUUAGCUUGGCUUUUGUUAAAUGGUGAUUACGAUUUGUUUAAAGACGGAUCCUCCAAAAUUUUAAAUAUGUCAUUUAACAAAAAGGAAAAUGUCGCUUCAGGCUUCUCGCAACAACAAGAAAGUUUUGAAAGAGAAUUUGAAACAGCUAUUUUCCCGUGUAACUUUGAAAACCCCAGCCGUAUAAAUAAAUCAGAAUACUCUUUUGAUAUUCAAAAGAUUAAUAUUACAGAUGAAGAAAAGCAAAAAAUUAAAACUACGUCAAGUGAUAUACAUGUGGACAAGCAACGCCCUUACUUGGAUUUAGUUUUAUCUUCUUUAAAUUGUACAGAAAACGAUUAUUUAGCUCUCAUGAGCUUGUGCUUACUUUACGCUUUGGCUUAUAAUAAAGGUGGCAGUGUUGAUUUAUUGGAAGAUGCUUUGAGUAAAAACGAACAAAACAAUUCAACUAAUUAUAAAACGACAUUGAUUGAUAAGCUUCUCCAUAUCAUUAUCCUUUCUAGCAAACAAUCAAAUCGUGUUCGUUUAAUAACUCUAGAAAUUUCAUUGAAUUUACUUCUUUAUUUAACUAAACCAUUUACAAAAGAUCAUUGCAUAAAUAAUAAUCAGCAAUCAUCUUUAAUAUCGGCCAAAAAUCAAUCCAUGAAAAUACUUUACAAUUUUUAUAAAUCCGAGGAUAUAUUUUUAGAUCUUUUUGAGAACGAAUAUAAUGAUAUUAAAAAGUCAACAUUAAAUGUUGAAUUCCUUUGCAUGGAUCCAAGCAUAUUAAUGCAACCAACCGAAGCACCAAUGGCUGGGGUGCCGCUCUCACGACGUUUACCUGUUGAUGAAGUAGAAAAAGCAAGGAAAGCAAUUAGAAUAUUCUUCCUCUUGAGAAAAACAUGUCAAAAGUAUUUAAAUGAAACAGAAAACUCACUUCCCUUAACAAAUUUUUCGAAUUGCGUUGAAAUUAACAACGUUUUAGAUUUAAAUAAUAAAGAUUUGAUUAGUUGUACAGUUGUAAAUAAAAAUCUUACUAAACAAAGAAGAUUUCUUGUCAUAGACAAUCUUCAAUUUAUAUUGGUGGAACCUGAUGCAAAAAGAUUAGGUUGGGGAGUAGCUAAAUUUGUCGGUUUUUUACAAGAUAUUGAAGUUUCAAAUGAUAAGGAAGAUUCGCGGUGUUUACAUAUAACUGUCCAAAGCAAAGGAGCCACACACAGUCAAUCCCCAAUAUUAGACGUAAAAUUUGUAUUUGACGACCAUAUAAGAUGUAUGGCAUCAAAACAACGUUUAAUUAAGGGUCGUAGCAAAGCACGACAAAAAAAAAUGUAUCAAAUAGCCCAGUUAUUAGAAAUACCUAUUCAUGGAGUCGAUUCUUUGGCUUACAAUACAUCUGAAAAAGUUUUAGCUAGGGGACACACGCAACUUUUCUCCAUUUCAAGUGGCCCUGGUUUUGCAGCAGCUUUAGGAAGAAACUGUAAAACUCUUAAUAGGGGCGUGAGUCGAGUGCAAAUUGUAGCCAAUGGAAAUCUCGAAAGAUCUGAAGAAAUACCUUUAGAAGAUUUUCAAAAAUCGCGAAGCUCAGGAUCAUCUCAAUUUAUGUCCUCAAAUGGUCAAUCAUCCCGACUACAAUCUCAAAUUACUAAAUCUGUACAAGAAGCAAAGGAGAUAACAAAUUCUGACCAGGAUAUUAAACCCAACACGGAAAUACUUUUUCCUUCUGACGAAACAUCUUUUAUUGGUGAGGAACGUAACGAGUCAAAGAGAGGUGCUAUUCAAGAUGUAUAAUUCAGGUGUAUAAAAAAUAUGUUGGCACCUUUUGACAUUGAGUCAUAUUGUAUAAAUCUAUUAAGUUUAAAACAAUAAAUUUGAUUAUU
This is a messenger RNA of Condylostylus longicornis, 3045 nucleotides long. RefSeq names its product protein CLEC16A homolog (gene ema). The transcript is spliced from 12 exons. Gene Ontology annotation, cellular component: late endosome; endolysosome membrane. The record is from RefSeq and is a predicted model, not a curated record. NCBI's taxonomy places the organism in Eukaryota, Metazoa, Arthropoda, Insecta, Diptera, Dolichopodidae. The coding region runs from base 134 to 2956 and encodes 940 amino acids. Gene Ontology annotation, biological process: endosome to lysosome transport; endosomal transport; regulation of autophagosome maturation.